Penicillium daleae is the source of this 885-nucleotide messenger RNA. RefSeq lists its product as uncharacterized. The transcript has a single exon. NCBI's taxonomy places the organism in Eukaryota, Fungi, Ascomycota, Eurotiomycetes, Eurotiales, Aspergillaceae. Bases 1 to 885 code for a protein of 294 amino acids. The record is from RefSeq and is a predicted model, not a curated record.
AUGCCAGACGAGCCGCGGCGCAUCGUCAUUGAAAAAUCCAGCGAGGUCCGACGCCGGUACCAGCGCAGCAACAAACGAUUCAAGUUCACCGCCUCGCAGUUAAGAAGGAUUGAGCGCGAAGAGGAACUCGAUCGUCGGGCAAAGGCUAUAAGGGAAAGGGAGGAGAAGCGGCGAGCCAACAAGAAGAAAAAGGCUGAGAAAGAGGCGAGGGAUCGCGAGGAGCGAAAGAGACUUGGAUUGCCGGAUCCCAACGCGCCCAAGAUCCCGGCCAGUCAACCGCUGCUCUCUGCUUUUCUGGGUGCGAAGCCUCAGCCCAAGGAACCCGUUGAAGAACAACCCGUCACUACAAAUUCCGGUCUCGAAACUACGGGAAAUGAAGAUGAAGGGGAAACGGAAGUUGAUAGUGUGGGGGGCGACACAGAGGCAGAGUCGGAUAUAUUUGACAACUUGAACGAGGACAUAAUCGAGCAAGGCUUUUCAUGCCUCCCUGAUGCCCCUGGAACCCUCGAGAAUCCUGGUAUGGGCCAUGAUAUCAGCGCAGAGACGUUGUGCUCUCUAAAAGAUGACUGUGACGAUGACGAGUUCUCCGAUUGCUCGGUAUUUGACGACGCCGACAUUAUGAGAGAAGCGGAUGCUAUUGCAGCUUCGCGACCGUCGCAACCUCAUACAUCGAUCCCUCUGCCUACUACAUCUCUUGCUCCUCCUCCUCCGCCUACAAUGGGCCUGCCGCAAUCGGCCGAGCAUUCUAAAUCCAUGACCACUUCCAUACCCUCCCUUGGAGAUUCUUUCCGUGACGAGACAGCCGACUAUCUUGAAGACGUCUUUUCGCGUGGCUGCGGCGACUCAUUUGGCGAGUUAGUCCAGCUAGGCUCAGGCGCACGAUAA